This is a messenger RNA of Setaria italica (foxtail millet), 1304 nucleotides long. Its product is annotated as pre-mRNA-splicing factor SPF27 homolog. Gene Ontology annotation, biological process: mRNA processing. The transcript has 7 exons. Gene Ontology annotation, cellular component: precatalytic spliceosome; catalytic step 2 spliceosome; Prp19 complex. NCBI's taxonomy places the organism in Eukaryota, Viridiplantae, Streptophyta, Magnoliopsida, Poales, Poaceae. The record is from RefSeq and is a predicted model, not a curated record. The annotation marks the transcript as partial.
CCGGCCCACGCACGACACACGGGCGGAGGCGGAGGCGGAGGCCAGCUCCAACUUCAAACCCACUUCUCGCCUCCGCCGCUUCCUCUUCCUCCUCCGCGCCGGCGCGACACCUUCCCUCUCUGUCCCGCCUGCGCCUCAGCUGCCGCCGCGAUGGCCUCGUCGUCGGCGACGAGGGAGGUGCUCAUGCUGGAGGCCCCGCCGCCGUCCGACCCCGCGCUGGCGCCGUGGCGCUCGCCGCCGGACGCGGAGGCCGUCGACGCGCUGCCCUACAUCGACGGCGACUACGGCGACCCGGCGGUGAAGCGGGAGGUCGACCGCCUCGUCGAGGAGGAGAUGCGGCGCGGGCAGCGCAAGCCCGCCGACUUCCUCCGAGACCUGCCCCCCGUCCCCACCGCCGGAUUCGAGAAUCAUCCUAUGCUUGCUAAAGAGUAUGAACGAGUUAGGGCUGGUAAACCUCCUUUUAUGUUAGAUAUGUCUCGCUAUGGUUUGGAACCACCUCCAAUGAACAAGAGGAAUGAUGUUGCUGCCUGGAGGCAGGCUCUACGGAAUGCUCAGAGCCAGUUGCAGCAUCAAAUUAUAAGGAUAGAGAAUCUUGAGCUUAUGCUGAAAUAUGGUGUUGAUGUUUGGAAGCUCCAGAACAGACAAAUGGAAUCAGUUCUGUCUAGGAUGCAAAAGACAGCUGUCGAAUACAAUGAAAAGAUAGAGACCGUCAAUCGUGAGAGGAAGUUCCACCAGCAAAACACUGGAGGACAGCUCCAUGCCCUGACAAUGGAAUGGCAGGAGCUGUGUCAGAAGAAUAUAGCUAUUGAGGCUGCCUGUGUUGACUUGCAGAAUCAUAUUGAUCAGCUUAAACUUGAAGCAGAAGAACUGGGAAUGCCCAUGGAAGACCACACUGGAACCAAUUCACAAGCAUCAUGAGGGAUUCGAGAUACAGAGGUGGCAAGGAAGAAGUUAUGGCGCUUCAAUGAGAUAGGGAGCUGGAGGUUCCAUUAGCCAUUGUGCUUACUUGACUUGCAGUUAUCAAUUCCACCUGGCUGUUUGACAUUGGAAACACAUUUGUGGACGGUGCCUAGCAAUCCAUCACUAGAAGGUGGUGCUGCUGAAAAUACCUCAAAGAGGAUGAACCUAAAUUUGUGUAUUCUUCGUCCAUUGGAGUGUGCCCUAACCUGUGGUAUGAGUUAUACAACGCUCAUUUGUAUCCCUAUGUCAAUUGCAAAUGUUUGUCGACUUUUCGUGGCUUGAACUUGUAGUGCAGCAUCAAGUUUUUAUAUUAGCUGAAGCCUUCAGUUGCUCCGUUUUACUUG